GCCAGCUGGCAGGCAUGGAAAAUUAGUGCCAUAUCUGUUGGCUGGAUACAACGUUGUCCUCGCUUAUUAGUUCUAUACAACCAAGUGAAAUUUGGAUAAUGGGAUAAACCAGAAGUUGCGUCUUACAAGAGCAGUCUGCCACUGCAACUCCACUUUAUGUACUAACCGCUGCGACUCACGAGCGUGGUGAAACUCCUCGUGUUUGCCACCUUUACUGCUCCUUUUAUUUCCAUCCACGUCCACCCGACAAGCCUGAGCUUCCAUUCUUUUCAUUCAUUCAUUCUUUUCACAGUUGGCGCCGGUCGCCUUCCCAAGUUAUGUUAUCCGCCAUCAGUACAUCCAUUCCUCACAUACGUAUUUCGCCUGCUUCGCCAGUCAAAGCAUAUCGAGAGCCCUACUCUCCGUUUCUCUCGGCAGGCAACCCAGACAAGGAUGAUAGCGGGUACCGCCCACAAUCGUUGAGCCCCCAAUAUCACUUUCCUGCCAUAUCUCCCAGGCAUUCGUCUCCUCUUCGUCCUGCAGACUGUCCUCCAAGAGAGUUUCCUCGUGAUCAGUUUGAUCUGCUUCUCGAAGUGUCGCGUGACAAGAGAGCUGCGCUCGGUUCAAGAAAGGUCCCAGAUCUGCGCAAGGAACUUGCCAUUAAGAACCAGAGAAAUAAGCAACUCGAGCGUCGUGCAUUCUUGCUAUCAAGAAUUCAGGAACCUACGUUGCCCACUGCAGGGUCUAAAACCCCUGUUGAAACCCCUGGUGUCGAUCAUUGCCCACUCCCGUCUCUCGGCCUCGGCUCACCGUCGUUCUACUCAUCUGCCGAGCAUGAUGGUUGGAUUGGAAAAGACCUCCCCGGGUACCGCACCCGGUUUGAACAGGCGGAUUGUCGUCUACCCAUCAGCAAGCCCAAGGCAGACCUGAACUUGGGUAGACGCAAACUUCCAUCGCUGGAAGAGAUCACCGCCCGCGUCGGACCACUCCAUCCUCCCCCAUCGAUGACCAAUGAGCCUAUUUUCGCAACACCUCGUCUACCCAUGUUCUUAAGGGGCGAUAGGAACUCAUCGACUACACGGACUGUCUCGGACACGAAACCUAGUAUCAACAUCGGCAGAUUACAUAUGCCCGUUAGGCGCCGUCAGAGCAGCGACUCUCUUUCUUAUAUACGGCCAAGCGCAAUACCCAGCUCUCCUUGUUAUCCAAACAUUGAGAUAGCCAGUCCCCGUGCUUGCGGUAAUGCGAUAUGCGCGUUCACUGAGUCCAAUAUGCACGCCCUUGGCCGAGCCAACACUGCUCGUGAAAUGAUGACCACCAUCAAGCGUCGCACGUCCCCUCCUCUCCCAUGCCUUGCAAACCAUCAGCCUAGGCCAAAGAGACACAGCGCUCCCGCGGAGAUGCAACUAAGAGGACGUUCUGGCUUCGAGCAUCCAAUCCUGUCGUUGCCUGGGGCUUUCUGAACAGACAUUUUGAACUUUUUCUUGGUACUGCCGUGCAAUUAUUGCCAUGGACAGUUUAUUGGACCCACUAGUCUCCUCCUUAGUAUAGUACGCCGCCGCAUGUCUUGAUGACACAGGGUCGUGUAACCGUCCGGACACAAAUCUGUUGCUUCUUUUACUUCUUGGCCGAUUGCGAACCCGUUUGAUACACGUGUACUCCUUCGACACCACUGUCUACGCUCACA
This is a messenger RNA of Suillus subalutaceus, 1666 nucleotides long. RefSeq lists its product as uncharacterized. The transcript has 2 exons. The coding region runs from base 318 to 1442 and encodes 374 amino acids. The record is from RefSeq and is a predicted model, not a curated record. Lineage: Eukaryota; Fungi; Basidiomycota; Agaricomycetes; Boletales; Suillaceae.